AUGGAGCGAUGGUUGGUGAGGACUACGACACCCAGUGAGCGAACAGCACUAUUACCACAAUUAGCAGCACAACAACCUCCGGCAAUUACAACCCAAUUUCUUCUUGCAAAGCACAACAAAGAUAUGGACAACGAUAACACCCACGAUGCUCUAGAGACUUCGGGAUAA
Messenger RNA from Plasmopara halstedii, 168 nucleotides. RefSeq lists its product as uncharacterized. Lineage: Eukaryota; Oomycota; Peronosporomycetes; Peronosporales; Peronosporaceae. The transcript is spliced from 2 exons. The coding region runs from base 1 to 168 and encodes 55 amino acids. The record is from RefSeq and is a predicted model, not a curated record.